CGUCAUUUCAACACAGUCACGCACGCGCGCUCUGACGAACCUGCCAUCGACGCCAGGCGCGGAUGGUGAGUGACCCCUACCGGCUGUGCAGUGGCGGCGUUGCCUCGUGCACACCAUACCACACCAAAACACAAAGCGUUGUGCACUCAUCCUUGUUGCGUUAGGCGCACUACACUCUGCAACUGCGUUGAUUGUACCGCAGCAGUGCUCUGUCUGGCGUAGACGAUGGUGAUACUCGGGCAAAGAGCAGCUGCGCUGGCUGGCCCUUGGCAUGCGGCGCUACUCCUGCUCCUGCUGUCUAGCCUGCGGCAGCUCGGUUUCUGUUCUGCUCUUCUUGGGGUAGCACCACCACACCGCUCCAACUUCAAGAUGUUCAAAGCAAGAUACCCGCUGGAAGGGGGCCCGCCGCAAGUGAAACUACACAUCGCCAUCAUCGUGGAAGACUCUCGAAGCACAGGCGAGAAGGGUGGUCGACCAAACAGCGAAGACAGAGACACCGGGCGACGCUUGGUGCUGUUCGAUUUUCUGCCCAAAGAACCAACGGCGUUCGAAACAACGCUUCGCUUGCUGACGGGAAACGACGUUCCGGGAAACCUAAGAGAGCGGGAGCUUCGAUUCCUGCCUCCCGGGUCGGUGUACGUGGGGGAGAGCGAUGCGACUAUUGGCGACAUGCGAGGAUUUGUAGCAAAGUAUCCUGAUCGUCUGUCGCUGGUAUCGAACAAUUGCUUUUCAUUUGUUGAUGCCUUUGUUGCAAGGCAUCGCCUAGAGUAAGUUAAGGGUGUGCACUACACGUGUGAUCGUAGUACUUUUGUACCACUGUGUACUACUGUACAUGAUGAUACCACAUCGCUUGUGGAUGUGACCUACAGGUUGGGAACCUUGAGAGUUUGAUUGUCACCACAACUUCAUGAUCAGGGUGAAACCACGCAUGGAUCUGUAUGCUGUUGGUUGCUGAAGUGUGGUACUGCUCUUCACCUGUUGCCGUGUCGCUGGUCGAAUCCCGAGUACACCCAAAGAGCAUGGGGGUUUGGCAUCAUUGUCACAUUCUUUUUGGGCCGAUCCGUUUUUGGAUAGUCAAGCUGGCAACUGGCAGAUGUAUUAUCUAUAGAUGGACAGCAGUGUUUCCUGUGAGCACCGGUACGGCGAGAAACAGCCGGGCACGCACUUGAUUUUUUGACUGCUGGAAAUCCUUCUUGAUUGAGUGUGCCGACCUCACUGGUAUUGUUGUGCGAAUGCUGAGUUGUUGUCUACUUUGGGCACGGGCGCUUCCAUGUGUGCCAUGACACAUGCAAGUUCGCCCGUGUGGUAAGGGCGGUCGGCGCACGCACCCACACUUUCUUCCUGCACGUCCUGCUAUUGUGGCGUAGGGGGAGGGUCGUUUUUGGUCUGUGGGUUGCGUGUUUUGGCUAUUUGCGUUGUACGGUGGCCUUUGGUUGGCCGUUUUUUGCUGCUGCUGUAGAGGGGAGGGUGCGCUCUUGAAAGCAACCAGUCAGAACUAUUUUGUACAAAAGUUGGCCUCGCGAGAUACAGCUGACACACAAAGCUCAGCAUGCAAAGAUAACGAAGGGUAUUUGUGUUAUCUCCACAAUAUAAUAUCGAGAUUGCUUUUUUUCGUGUUUGUGUAGCUCUAGCCUUAGAGUUCCCGUCAAGGUGCAGAUUCCCCUUCAAGCUGACUUUCUCUUGAGAUUUCAAAGUCCCC
Molecule: messenger RNA, 1699 nt
Organism: Ectocarpus siliculosus
Lineage: Eukaryota; Phaeophyceae; Ectocarpales; Ectocarpaceae
Source: the annotation of a GenBank genome assembly